GAAAUGUGAUGAGGUUACUGUAGUUGGUUUCCAUGGGCCAUCGCUCUAUUUCGAAGCUUUACACAGGUCUGUAAAGAGGUAUCUUCCUUGAGGCUGCAUCUCUCACGAAUCGCCCAAUCGGGUUAGCGCUUGUCCAGUCCUGUGGUUCUUAGGUGACGACAACCAAGGUUGGAGCGCACCGCACAACCCCACCUCCGCCUGCUCUCGCUGCUGAGAGCGUCGCGUUUCACCCCAGUUAGAGCUCAGUCGUGGGUCCUAGGUCGUCGGUGGAGAUGGCACCUCAUCGUUUGUUCGUUCCACGCUCAGUAACAAACCGCUACUCGCCGUACAAAGCUGCGACCAAACCAGCUCGCUCUUUGACCACGAAGUUCUCAUCCCGAAGCAGCCCUGUCAACUCCUCCAAAAACGCGCCUGAGAUCUCCACGAAUAUGACUCGCGAUCAGGACGUCGUCGCCGCCGCCGCGCCAAACAAAGCUCUAUCUUUGCUCAUGGGGAACCGCCCUCUUAUGAGGCAGGCACCUCUCGUGAGCACCGUGAGCGCGAUUGGCCUCCCUACAGAGAUUUGGCUGGAAAUUGGCGACUUCUUGGGUCUAUUCCCCCCAACUCACAAACAAAACCCACAUGCGUCCCGCAAGCGCGACAAGGCUCUCGAUGCAAAUUCGGACGUAUGUGGUAUGGAGUCUACUAUGAUCAAGAACCUCAAAAGGGCCCAUAAUCCUCGCAUAUCAAGAGACAUCGACAUACUAUUGGCCCGGUUCCUCUUGAAGUCAACUUUUGCGGCUUACUUCAACAACACGAAGAACAUUGGCUUCAUUCGCACAUGGUUCAACGACAUUGGCGACGCUCAGGACCCGGCAGAAGACGAGUACGGCGUCAACUGCAUCCGCGACAUCGUUUUCUGGACCGGUAUUCGGAUCACCCCGUGCCGUGACUACGACAGCUACGUCAGAAUUCGUGUCGUGCUAGACAAGAAAGAGUCAUCGUUCAAGAUCACGACGAAUGCGCCUCGUUAUCAAGAAGAACAGACCGGCAAGAUGCUUGGACAAGUCCUAGAAGCACUGACUCAAUACCUGGACGCUUCAGUUCGCAAGAGAUUCGCCGGCUACUUCUAUCUGGACCUGAGUGACUGGCAGGCCAUCUUGAAGAUACUGGUACAUGAAAGCCAUUGGACAAGCAUUCAGCACUUGGCUAACCUACCUGUGCGUUUCUGUAGGAGACUGGCGAAAACGCUCAUGUUGAGGUUCCUCGGGUUGACGCUCAUGUUGAGUCUCCUCGGAUUGACACUCAUGUUGAGGUUCCUUGGGUUGACACUCACGGAUGGUUUGUGGAUUGACAUAACACACAGGGGGCUUCAAUGGCAGAGCAAGCCCACGGAACUUGAACUGGCACAGGCAUGAUUAGCUAAGGGUUGGUAACGGCUGGGGGCCUUCAGGUGGGCCAGGCGUUCCGGAGUCCAUUUACCUUCCCUUGUGCCUCACACCCUUCUUCGAUAUCAAGAAGUUGAUCUUUGUUCACAAUUGUAAACUAGUACUUGGGGCCCAGAUGCAUAAAAAGAAAAUGCGGAUGACGAUCAUGAUAUAUCAUCUUGUACUAAAUUCAAUUCAG
Molecule: messenger RNA, 1605 nt
Organism: Mytilinidion resinicola
Lineage: Eukaryota; Fungi; Ascomycota; Dothideomycetes; Mytilinidiales; Mytilinidiaceae
Exons: 2
Coding region: 273-1397 (374 amino acids)
Source: RefSeq, a predicted model, not a curated record